Caenorhabditis remanei is the source of this 366-nucleotide messenger RNA. RefSeq lists its product as uncharacterized. The record is from RefSeq and is a predicted model, not a curated record. Lineage: Eukaryota; Metazoa; Nematoda; Chromadorea; Rhabditida; Rhabditidae. The transcript has a single exon. The coding region runs from base 1 to 366 and encodes 121 amino acids.
AUGGAUAAAAAAGAAAAUCUUGGAGCAAUCAGCAACUUCUGUGUCGAUUAUCAAAAAUGUGCUGAACCCAUGAAAUGUCAAGCAGACGAGAAAACGAUUGGCCGUAUUAAUAAAAUACUCGUUCAUUGUGAAGUCAUACAGUUCCGUCAUAGAGUGGAUUUCAGCGGCUGUGCUGACAAAUUGAAUGCAAUGAAUACAACUUGUUAUCGAGAAUGGAAUCCAUUUCCACAGAAAGUCGAUGACUCGGACUAUAUGGGAAAAGAUAACUGUUUGGAAGGAUUGAUCACUGGAAUUUGUGGUGCAGAUAUGUGGAAGAAGCACAAGGAACACUAUUUGUCUAUGAACGAGAAACUUAAAUCAUAUUAA